Messenger RNA from Alosa sapidissima (American shad), 1526 nucleotides. RefSeq lists its product as uncharacterized. Gene Ontology annotation, cellular component: extracellular region. The transcript is spliced from 7 exons. Gene Ontology annotation, biological process: negative regulation of endopeptidase activity. The coding region runs from base 62 to 1321 and encodes 419 amino acids. Lineage: Eukaryota; Metazoa; Chordata; Actinopteri; Clupeiformes; Clupeidae. Gene Ontology annotation, molecular function: cysteine-type endopeptidase inhibitor activity. The record is from RefSeq and is a predicted model, not a curated record.
CCAAUGUCAUGUUGAAGAGCAAAUGUAAACAAGUGGACACUAUCUGGAACCAAAUGUUCAUAUGACGGCUGACAGCACAAAAAUGAUUUCGCUCAAGACAGCGAGUUCAUCCACUUUUGCUUGGAUAUUUGUCUUCGCAAAUGUCUUUUACAUAUCGGCUCAAGUGAUAGAGUUAACACCUGUUCCUUGCGAUGACAAAAGCGUGGAAAAGUUGGCUCGACUUGCGAUCACCUACAUAAAUGAAGAUCGACAGACGGGAUAUAAAUUUGCUCUCAAUAGAAUUACCAACGUACAGCUUCACGCACAGGGUCCCGCUGGAAAAGUUUACUACCUCGAUGCAGAUGUACUCGAGACCAAGUGCCACGUGAAGAGCCCCAAAACCUGGAAGCGAUGUGACGUACGACCUUUCAUGGAAACUCAAAUUUCAGGGAACUGCAACAUAACCCUUCUUCAUGAUGCUGGUGGAUACUCAUACCUAUACAGCUAUGACUGUACUCUAGUACCAGAUCCACCAGAGAAGCUUCAGAAGACAUGCCCAGCCUGUCCGCUCUUGCUCCAAGUGGACAGCCGUGAGGCCUUGGGGGCAUCGCUCUUCUCACUCAACAAGUACAAGGCUCAGAGCACGCUUCCUGUAAGCCUGGCCCUGCACACUAUCACACGUGCCUCCGCACAGCGUGAACCAUUUCAGCGCACCUUUGUCGAGUUUACCAUUGCGGAGUGUGGAGAGGGAGUAACUGCCUCAGGUUUCUGUGAACCAGUGGAUGCUGAGAGAAAGCCAAUUGGUUUCUGUGCUGGAGCUGUUGUUGGUAACAGCUGGUUCCAACAAGAUGCUAAGGUGUCCUGUGAAAUAUUCCACCCACAGCGCUUUGGUUCUUCAGCCAAGGUCAACGUAAAGCCUGUGGUCCACGACGUGGCUCCCACUGUUGCAACGGAACUGGGUGCUGGAAUCGAUGCUGUCGUCCCUGAAGUCCCGGGCCCGAACUCGAACCCAUACACGCCCAUUCAGCCACCCGUGGGGCCCGACGACAGACUCUUUGACCCCAUCCAUCAUGCUCCCGUGCCCUAUGAUCCCAUGGCUGUGAGUCCACAUGUCGCGGCGUCCUCCAGCGAGUCUGAGUCAUCAGAGUCCCAGUCGUCCGAGGAGCUCGGGGUCACCAUCGCCAGACCUCCGGUGGACUUCCGCUACAAGCCUUACCGCAGGAAGAGACGGGCCCUCUUUGGCACCAAACCUCCCCACACACCGGUGUUCCUCGCGGUAUUCCCCAGCGGUGGCUCCCCUUUCCGCUCCUGCCCUGGAGUUUCUCGCUACACCACUCUGUAGAGUAGAGAGUACCAUGUCAAUCACAGUCCAGAAAAAUAUGAAAUGGUCAGAGCCGAUUAGACAGCCUUGUUUUCACCUACAGUAUGUUUAAUAACAGAUAGCAACAUGAUUCCCAAACCUUUUCAGUGAAGAUUUUUGGAAUGGUAUUUUGUGAUCAUCGAUUCAAAAUAUAUUUUGAAAAUAAAAAAUAAAAUGGAUGCUGGUA